Molecule: messenger RNA, 1071 nt
Organism: Trichechus manatus latirostris (Florida manatee)
Lineage: Eukaryota; Metazoa; Chordata; Mammalia; Sirenia; Trichechidae
Gene: PMVK
Product: phosphomevalonate kinase
Exons: 5
Coding region: 149-727 (192 amino acids)
Biological process (GO): cholesterol biosynthetic process; isopentenyl diphosphate biosynthetic process, mevalonate pathway
Cellular component (GO): cytoplasm
Molecular function (GO): phosphomevalonate kinase activity
Source: RefSeq, a predicted model, not a curated record
GGUCCUCUCGACGACUACGGAGAAGAAGGGGCGGAAUCCCUCCUUGUUGUCCCUCCCCCUAGUGGCGGCGUCUAUUUUGCGCCCGGUCGCGCGAUGGAAGGGGCAGGGAGAACGGUCUGCUCUAGGGAUCGGAAGGCGUCGCGGCCUCAUGGCCCCGCAGACCUGCUCCCCGCGGCUGGUGCUGCUGUUCAGUGGGAAGAGGAAAUCCGGGAAGGACUUCGUGACGGAGGCGCUGCAUAGCAGACUUGGAGCUGAUGUCUGUGCUGUCCUCCGGCUCUCUGGGCCGCUCAAGGAGCAGUAUGCUCAGGAGCACGGCCUGGACUUCCAAAGACUCCUGGACGCCAGCACCUACAAGGAGGCCUAUCGGAAGGACAUGAUCCGCUGGGGAGAGGAGAAGCGCCAGGCCGACCCAGGCUUCUUCUGCAGGAAGAUUGUGGAGGGCGUCUCCCAGCCCGUCUGGCUGGUGAGUGACACACGGCGCGUGUCCGACAUCCAGUGGUUUCGGGAGGCCUACGGGGCCUCGGCACAGACGGUCCGCGUGGUGGCCUCGGAGCAGAGCCGACAGCAGCGUGGCUGGGUGUUUACGACGGGAGUGGACGAUGCUGAGUCGGAAUGUGGCCUGGACAACUUUGGGGACUUUGACUGGGUCAUUGAGAACCACGGAGAUGAGCAGUGCCUGGAGGAGCAGCUGGGGAGCCUGAUAGAAUUUGUCCACUCCCGACUCUAGUUGUCAGGUUCUGGUGGGGAGCCAGGGGUGGCCAGGAUGGGGCUGACUGCAGGACACAGGCUUGCUGAUGCUGGCUGAGAGGGCCUGAGUCUAGAUUUCUGGGACCUGGCAGGUACCGGGCAAGCCUGGGACCCUCGUUUCUCUGUGGAGAGAACAGUCCUGCCUAUUCAGCAGGAGACCUAGCGGGCAUAGGAGGCUCCACUGGCUGUGCUUGAAGCAGAAACAUCGCCAUCUCUGUGGAGCCAGGCCUCUUGGGGCCUGCAGUGGCCUGUGUGACCUUGCUUCCCCUCAUCUGGGGCAAGAGCCCUGGGAUCCCCAGUGUGGAUACUAAUAAACCUCUUCAG